This is a messenger RNA of Apodemus sylvaticus (European woodmouse), 3017 nucleotides long. It is a transcript of the gene Lbh, whose product is annotated as LBH regulator of WNT signaling pathway. The record is from RefSeq and is a predicted model, not a curated record. Gene Ontology annotation, cellular component: nucleus. Lineage: Eukaryota; Metazoa; Chordata; Mammalia; Rodentia; Muridae. The transcript has 3 exons. Gene Ontology annotation, biological process: positive regulation of DNA-templated transcription. Bases 251 to 568 code for a protein of 105 amino acids.
GGGCUCUUUGUGGGACCCGGAGCUCGGUGGAUAGCAGAGAGCUUGGUCUGCACUGCCGACGCCGCUGGCAGCGAGGCUGUCUCCGGAAGGCGGACCGGCGCUAGCCCAGUGCCCGCUCUUGGCUGCCCGCUGCUCUCCUCUGCGCCCCUGCCAAUCUCAUUCAGGACGUAGUGACCGUUUUUUUGUUUUGUUUUGUUUUGCUUUGUUUUUCUUAAUCACAAGGGCGUGGGUCAGCCUCCCCUAGGACUUCAUGUCUGUAUAUUUCCCUAUUCACUGCUCUGACUAUCUGAGAUCGGCUGAGAUGACCGAGGUGAUGAUGAACACUCCAUCCAUGGAAGAGAUUGGGCUCAGCCCCCGCAAGGAUGGCCUUUCCUAUCAGAUCUUUCCCGACCCAUCAGAUUUUGACCGUUGCUGCAAACUGAAGGACCGCCUGCCCUCCAUAGUGGUGGAACCCACAGAAGGGGAGGUGGAGAGCGGGGAGCUCCGGUGGCCUCCUGAGGAAUUCCUGGUCCAGGAGGAUGAGCAAGACAACUGUGAAGAGACAACAGAAGAAAAGAAGGACCAGUAGAGUCCUGGCAGCGUGCUCCUCUGGGUCAUGGCGGCCAGCAUACCUGAACUGUUUUUCCCAUGGUGGUGGAAGAAGAGAGCGAGUCACAGUCAUUCUGAAAAUGUCAAAUGAGGCUUCCGUUUUGCACCUGAAAAUCACCGAGUCGGUUUUCUUUUCUUUCAUUUUUUUGUCUUUUUUUUUUUUUUAAUUCGUUGAGCAAUGGAACCCUCUGAGAAAGGAAGCUGCUGAGAACAGGGGUGGGGGUGGGGGAAGGGGUGCUGCUUCUCAGAUCCCUAUCUGAACUCUAGUGCCAGAGGCAGUGCGUGCGUGCAAGCGUGCGUGUGUGUGUGUGUGUGUGUGUGUGUGUGUGUGUGUUGGUGGGGUCGCUGAUCUGGCUGAGGGCUAGAGCAAAUGAGCAAGAAGUAUUUUGGAUUAAAACAAUAACAACAACAACAACGAAACAAAACACACCCCGUACUUUCAAAAGUGAGCUACAGCCAGCAAGGGCUGCUCUUUCCACCGUUUGUUCUGGCUACUGGGGUGUCUGACAACCAAGUCUUUAUCUCUGCUCUGUGGCUCACAGCCACCAGUCUUGGCUUUCAUUUUAAGUGUGUUUGGUCGCCCACAAAAAAAUAGGGCCAGGAGAAACUGCCUAGAAAGCCAGAAGGAGGAACACACAGGCAAAGACGAUUCUAGCUGUCCUUCCCACAGAUGGCUCCAGCUGGUUCAGGCUCACAGAGCCCCCAGGGACCUGGAAGGCUUUAAGGCAUUGUACUUUUGAGUUUUUCUCCCUAUUCACCCUCUUUUGCCUCCCAGUAUAUAGGGGGAACAGCCAGAGCACUUCCUGCCCUUGUGGGACAUUCCAAGGCUGCAGCCUGAACAGGGAGCACCUCCUCCCACUGUGGGUCUCCCAGGAAUUCUUUGGAGCAUAAGGGCAAAAGGAUAGGCUUUCCAAAGCCUGCCCUUCCUCCUCCUUUGGCCACAGCAGUCAGGUGGACGGUCCUCAGCUCUGCUGUGGCCCAGCAUCGUCCAUCUGACCUGCAGCAUGACCACUCUGAUGGGGUUCCUAGCCUCGCUUCCAUGGGCGCUAAAAGCAGAGUGUGUUUCCUGGUUGGGAAAUUGGCUAGCAGGCUUCCAUGCAGGGUCCUGGGUGGUGGCGCAUUGAUAUGCCGAGGUUCCCAGGUGGGUACCAGGCCUCCAGUGGAAUAGCUGUGAGAUCCAGUUUGAAACAGUAGUUGUUGUGAAAUCACUGCUUCUCAUGUUGCUCCUGAGCACAGGUUGAGAGAAGAUAUGGGGUGCACUAGGGUAUCCUUGUAGAAUAGCAGCCUUUAUUCCUUACCUGCCUUACCUGUCUCUGGAAAAAGCAGCAGUUGCAUGGGGAAAUUAACAUCUGGACUUAGCCUCUGAUCAUAGCUCAGAACCUUCUGGAAUAGCGGGGUAGAGGACAGAAUUUUUAAAGCAGGACUGUUUGGUCAAGAGGUGGACUUAAGGCCUUCCUUGGGCUUCACUUAGCCAGCUGAGGCACCCACAAUGUCCCCUCACGUCUCUGUCAGUCCAGGUUGACCCCCAUCUUUGGAAUAGUGUGUCUGGUUCUAUUUAAUACCUCAAAGUCAGUGUGGCUCUGGGCCACGUUGGGGAGAGCAUGGGGGUGUGCUGUUGACACGGCACUCAGCAAGGUUGGGUCUGGGAUGCCGAUGGUCACCCUCCUCCCCCUGCCUCUUCCCUCUGUCGUCUGCCUGUGAUACACACCGAUGGCAAUAACUUUUUUCCGGCUCCUUGUAGUAGUGGGAGAGGGCUGUGGCCAGCCCCAUGGUGGGGGAGUGUCUCUCUCUUGCUUCCACUCUGCUCUGUUUUGGCUACAGAGAUCUGUUCGUCCCACACCCCUCUCCCAAAGCAUUUCUCAUCCCUCGCCUCCCCUUAUGGACAGGUGUCUGGCCUUUUAAAUCCCCCUGUUUUGGUGUCUUCUCACCCCUACCCCAAUUAUCUGUCUUGGUCUUGCCGUGUGAUGGGUUGUGCUUGUAAAUCCAGUAUCAAAUCAGCUUUGUGUAUAUGUGUGUCUAUGGGGUGGCUUCUUCCUUUUGCUGGUCACUAGACCAUGUUGUACAACCGUGUGCUGUCUGAGCAGGUCAAGGGCUGACCGUUAACGUCAGGCCCCUCAGCGGUUGAGCCUGUUGGGGGGACCCAGCUACUCUUGGACAAGUGGCUGAGCUCCUGUCUGGCCUCCUCUUUUUCUCUUCCUCUUCCUCCUCCUCUUGCUCUCCCUCCUCCUCUUUAAGUAAUUUGUGUGUAUUUCUAACUGAUCGUAUUGAAAAAAAAAUCCUAGUAUUUCAGUGACAUGCCUGUUGUGAGAUGAACCUCCUGUGACUUCUGUCUGUUCUGUAUUGAGGCUCAGGGAGAAACUAGCAUUUUUUUUUCCAAACUACUUUUUGUCACUGUGACAAUUGUAAAUAAAGUUUGAAAAUGCUUUCCA